GCGAGUGUGUUGAAGCGGUUUUCUGACCCUAGCGUUCAGAUCGAGCUUGUUGCUCAGUGAUAAUGGAUCUCAAAGUAGAAACCGAAGAAAUGGACACAAAUCAACCUCCACCCAUAGAAGUUUUUGCGAACAGCUCGACCCUGCACGGAAUCUCUCACAUUUUCACAUACGAGCGGUUCUGCAUCAAACGCUGCCUGUGGAUCGUGUGUUUCUUGGGGUCUUUGACCUUCUUUCUGUUUGUGUGCGUGGACCGGAUCCACUUUUACCUAGAGUACCCGCACGUCACCAAACUGGAUGAAAUCUCGACCCCGAUCAUGACGUUCCCCGCGGUCACCUUCUGCAACCUGAACGCGUUCCGCUUCAGCCGCGUGACGCAAAAUGACCUGUACCACGCGGGGGAGCUGCUGGCCCUGCUCAACCAGAGGUAUGAGAUCAGGGACAUACAUCUCGUGGAGGAGAGUGUCCUGGAGAGCCUGAAGGCCAAAGCCGAUUUCCUUCAUUUUAAGCCGCGACCCUUCAACAUGCGUGAAUUCUACGACCGCACCGGCCACGAUAUCAACGACAUGAUGCUCGCCUGCCGCUUUCAUGGCACCGAGUGCAGGGCGGAGGACUUCAAAGUGGUUUUCACUCGCUACGGGAAGUGUUACACCUUCAAUGCCGGCGGUGAUGGACGCACUCCCCUCUUCACCACCAAGGGGGGUAUGGGUAAUGGACUCGAGCUCAUGCUGGACAUCCAGCAGGAUGAAUACCUGCCUAUCUGGGGAGAAACAGAUGAGACUUCAUUUGAAGCCGGGGUCAAAGUUCAGAUCCACAGUCAGGACGAGCCGUCCUUCAUCGACCAGCUCGGGUUUGGAGUGGCGCCCGGGUUUCAGACGUUUGUGUCCUGCCAGGAACAGAGGCUGAUAUACCUCCCCCCUCCCUGGGGAGACUGUAAAGUGUCUGCGAUGGAUUCAGACUUCUUCGACAGUUACAGCAUCACAGCCUGUCGCAUCGACUGUGAGACACGAUACCUGGUGGACAACUGCAACUGCCGCAUGGUGCACAUGCCUGGCGACGCUCCCUACUGCACCCCCGAGCUGUACAAAGAAUGUGCUGACCCAGCUCUCGACUUCCUGGUGGAGAGAGACAACGACUUCUGUGUGUGUGAGACGCCGUGCAACAUGACCAGAUACAGCAAAGAGCUGUCCUUCGUCAAGAUCCCCAGCAAGGCCUCCGCUAAAUAUCUGGCAAAGAAAUACAACAAAACUGAGCAGUACAUUAAAGAGAAUAUUAUGGUUUUGGACAUCUUUUUUGAAGCCCUCAACUAUGAAACCAUUGAACAGAAGAAAGCUUAUGAAGUGGCCGGACUGUUAGGUGAUAUUGGCGGUCAGAUGGGACUUUUCAUCGGAGCAAGCAUACUCACUAUUCUGGAGAUAUUUGACUACCUUUAUGAGGUGAUAAAGUACAAGUUGUGUCGCUGCUCUGAUAAGAAGCACAAGCACAACAACAACAACAACGACCAGGGGACGGUGCUGAGCUUAGACGACGUCAAGUGUCACGUCAGUAACUUUCAUUAGGCGGAGCCCCUGCACUCUCGUCUCGGAGCGGUUUUGUUGGACUUUGUUUGUUGCAGUUUUCCAGACUGCAGGAUCAAACGGAGGGAAGUGUCUUAACUGUGCCUGGUUUGUUUAUGAAGGGGAUAAAGGCUGAAUGUGGCUGAAGAGAGGAGAAGCCACAGAGACAGCCGGACAGUAGAAAGCAGAGAUCGAACAUGUUGCAUGGUCAUCUGUAAACAGCUUCUCAAGACAUAGUAACAGAUACAGUACAUGGGGGCAUGAACUGAGCUCAUAUGUGUUCAGUGAAUCAUUAGAAAUCCCAGCUGUGUGGCGCUGUUUGUGGAUUUGAAGGACUUUUUGUGAAAUAAUAGAUGUGACCGGUUUGUUUUCUCUCACAAAAUGUUAUUAUUUCAGUUUUUAUGGGAUUUGCAUGUGAGGGCUUCACAUUCUUUUCACUUUUUACCUUCAAAUUUUCAAUUAUCGCUUUUGUUCUAGACUCUCCAACCAACUUUCCAUUUUUAUAUUCCUGUCACCCAACCUCAUCUUAUAACCGACGUAUUCCCUUGUUAAAAUCUGAGCGUUUUGCCAGUAUACUGUACUACCUCAUCUUGCAGGGUGUGACAGCGCCUUUAAGAAUUUACAAGCCAAGCUAAUUAAUAAUAAAAAAGGUUGUUUCCAUGUUUAGAAAUGAGCAGAACUGGUUGAAAAAAACAAUAAAUCUGGCCUUAAAGUAAGCCCACAUAACCAUAGCUGAGCAGCAGUCAUAGGUCUAUUUAUCAAAAGACAUUUUGUCACAUUAGGACAAAUAAAAGGUAAAAAUAAUUAAAUUAAUGAUGGGUGAUUUCCAUUAAGCUGCUUCAGUUUCAGCGUCCUGUUAUGUGCGAGUCGGCUCGCUAUCAAACUGUCAUGGCUUAAUGUGGCACUUGAACAGAACAGAGCCAUUAAUAAUAGU
Messenger RNA from Trematomus bernacchii (emerald rockcod), 2487 nucleotides. Its product is annotated as acid-sensing ion channel 1-like. NCBI's taxonomy places the organism in Eukaryota, Metazoa, Chordata, Actinopteri, Perciformes, Nototheniidae. Gene Ontology annotation, biological process: sodium ion transmembrane transport. Bases 63 to 1556 code for a protein of 497 amino acids. The transcript is spliced from 10 exons. Gene Ontology annotation, cellular component: membrane. The record is from RefSeq and is a predicted model, not a curated record.